GGUCCAUACCUUAUAACAGUCGUAUGGAACUAUAUCUGGAUAAUGUUAGCGACAAAAUAGUUUAUCUUACGCCAUCUCUCAGUGCAUAGUUAUUUAUGAUUCCUUAAGUUGAAAUUCGUAUUUAUUUUAAAUGCUUAGAUGCCAUUAAUCGAGCGACCGCGAGCCAAUGAACAUUACACCGACUAGAAUGGAGUUUACCAAUAGCCUACAAAACAUAGUAAUAUAAGUUGUGCUAAUCUUGUUGGAACAAAACAAAAGCCGUUUAUCAAUUAGAAUUGUACGCCAUUAUCCUUAUCAACUCGUAAUUGAUAUCAAACAAACAUAUCGGUAAGUCAAACAAUAAAUACAAUUAUUGUGUCCCUCGGAAGCACACAUCAUGUGAAAUCAGACGUUGCAACAGUGAUAGACAGUCGUGCUUAAACGCUUUCGUACAAUGGUAUAAAAUUAAAAAAAUACCGGUACUUCCAAAUGUCCAAAAUGGGUGAUCAAAAGCAAAAAGCGGAUGUCAUUGAAGAGAAGCCGCUGAAUAAAGAGAAACCGCCAAUUAAAGAUGUGCCGCAAUACAACAAAAAGAGUUUUGGAGAGAAACUACACUACAUGCGAAACAACAUAACAGUGGAACCGUUGCUAGCUGGCCUGAUCAUCCCGAGUGUCAUAUCAAGAUUUGCGAUGUCCAAUUUGAAUCUAGAUAAAGCUUGCAGAGUGAAUUUGCAAAUUGAAGCCGAUAUCUGUGAUUCCUUAAUAAAAAAAUCUAACAACAACUUUUCUGAAUACGAGAAACAAGUGCAGGAGCUAAUAUCGUCGAUCGACAUUUGGAAGGGAGUGAUUCAAACAGCGUUACCUUGUAUAAUAAUAAUGUUCCUCGGUGCAUGGAGUGACAGAACUGGAAAGAGAAAACUGUGUAUAUUGUUACCUAUUUAUGGAGAGAUUCUAACAUCUAUAAACAACCUGAUUAAUGUGUACUUUUUCUAUGAGAUACCAGUGGAGAUUACUGUGUUUCUAGAGACGUUCUUUCCAGCCGUCACAGGAGGCUGGGUUACAAUGUUUCUAGGUGUUUUCAGUUAUAUAUCAGAUAUCACAUCAGAAGAAUCUAGAACAUUCAGAGUCGGUGUUGUUAAUUUCUGUUUCACUGCUGGUCUUCCUGUGGGAAUUGGCUUGGGUGGAAUAUUGGUGCUGAAGAUGGGAUAUUAUGGAAUAUUUUCGUUGACCUUUGGCAUGUUCCUCCUCGUUUUACUAUAUGGAAGCCUCGGUUUAAAGGAACCAGAUGAUUGGCGUCAGGCCAAAGGAUUGCCAGCGAUUCAACGAGACCAAACUACCAAGGUGUCAUUCUUUAACGUGUCGCACGUGACCGAGACAGUCUUGGUGGCGUACAGAAAACGACCCAAUAACAAAAGGAUGAAAGUUAUAUUAACAUUAUUCUGCGUAUUUAUUUUAUACGGACCCACCUCGUCGGAGCACACGGUGUUUUAUCUGUUCCUGAGGAACCGACUCAACUGGGACAUGGUGAAGUUCAGCGUGUACUUUAGUUACUCCAUCAUUCUACAUUUAUUCGGUGCAAUGUUCGCGAUAACGAUACUGAGCAAGAAAAUGCAGAUAGACGAUUCGCUCCUGUGCCUUAUUUCUGUCACCAGCAAGUUUGUUGGCUCGAUGUGGACCGCCUUCAUCAAGACUGAUAUCGAAAUGUAUUUAGUGCCCCUCGUUGAGCUCCUGAACGCAUGUACUUUCACGUCAUUGCGAUCGAUAGUAUCAAAAGUGGUGGAAAGUCAGGAGACCGCUAAAGUUAACUCAAUGUUUUCCUUAACGGAAACGUUGGCGGCGCUGGUGUUCCACCCGUUCUACUCUUGGUUAUACAUGAAGACCCUGCACACGCUGUCUGGAGCCGUAUUCCUCACCAGUGCAGCACUCACCAUACCAGCGUCAGUCAUACUUAUAAUCUUCUUUAUUCAACACAGAAAGGAGGUAAAGAGCAUACGAAAGAAAGCGUUAGAAGCAGAAGAGAAAAAGGAUGCUAAGGAAACAGAAAUGAAGAAUACAGAACCGCCUAUAUUAUGCACGAGUACCACGUCAGAAGUGAUCAAACAUGAAGUUACUAGAUGUUAAUUAUUAAAGUUUAUUUAUAAGUAGAUUAGGCCAUUCAUGUUACGUUCUUUCAUUCUUGGAUAUGGAUCAAGUUGUAUUGCGAUGGAAUUCUAAGCAAAAUUCUAUUAAUCUUCUUAACUAUUUCUUUUCAAUGCUCAAUGGUACAUGUAUGGCCUGUUUAAAAUUAAAUUGUUAUUAUAUUAAUCAGAGAUAGGAAUAAUAUUAAAUUCGUCUCGAAUACCUGUGGACGUCACCCGUGAUUUAUAAACAUGCCAAUAAUAAAUGUUUUAGGCACGUGCAAUGGUGUAUCAUUAAUAUUAGAAAAUAGUGGCGAAGGGUCCAUAUAACCCGAUUCCUACCGGCUUCCCUUUCGUAUUUUUUUUUUAAAUCUAUUUAACAUUACGAUUUGCAGACCGCAGUAAUGCAUAUUAGUACCUAAAUUAUGUUGUGUCGGGUUCCGUUUGGGAAAAUUUGACCCUUCGCUAUCCAUAGAGAUUUUUGUUUUUUGGUUUGGUUUACUCCUUAAGAAGAAGGCAAAGGCUCUCAGCCAUACAGCCUAGUCUGUCUUUUCUUUUAUACUUCUUUAUAACAAUAUAAAGGGCGGUUUCAUAUCUGUAAUAUUCUUGAAUUAUAAGACCAAAGACAUGUCUGCAACGUUCUCAAUUAUAAGGCUGAAGCCUAUCCAUAGAGAUACUUCCAUAAGUCAACAUCUUAAAAAGAGUAUUUACCAGUGUAUGACUCUCAGUCGAAUAAAGAUAUUUUUUACGCGAUGCGGUCUGUUUUUGAAAGUUGGCGAAGACUAGUGACAUUUGUAGGACACGAGGCCCGUGAAUUUUGAAGUGGCUACAAAUAACAUUUUGUACAAAUUUUUGUUUUAAAGAUAUAUAAAUAUAUCAUGUAACUAUAAAAUUUGUUUUAAAAUUGUAUUGAGCUAUAAUAAGAAAUCUAUAUAUUAUAUUAGUUUGCAUCCGAAGCAAUUUACUUAAAGCAAAAAUUUGAUACAGGUUUUUUUUAGUACACACUGCCUGAAAAACCGCGAUUGCUGUAAUGAUUUUGUUUCUAAUUAAAAAAUUGGGCAUUUUUUAUCUUAUCUUACUUCCUAAUUGUGAAUGUUUGUGAAAAAGUUUGGAUGAUUAUUAGAAGCAAACAAGCUGAAUGGAUUUAUAUGAAAUUUGGCACAAGGACAAACCAAAACCUCGAUUAACAUAUAGGCUUUUCAGUUUUCAUCCAGGUAAUUUACUCCCGUGGGAAAUACCUAAAAAUUUAAUCUAUUUUUUUUUAAGUAGAUGGCGCUGGCGUCGUAUAGAAUCUACUACGGAUCACUACUGUGAUUGAGAGAUUUUUAUAUCGGUUAUAAGGCUUUUCACGUAGGCAACACUAAGCAAUUAAAUUCUUUAACCUCCGCAUAUUAAGAUAUUGACUCAUGGGACAACUCGUUGAGAAUUUAAUAUGUGAGAAUUUAAAUGUAAAUACUUUCGUUACGUUAUUAUCAAAAUCAUGUUCUCUUAAAUUUUCUUAUGUUUUAUAAUAUUUUCUUACAAUUUAGAUUCAAUUAGAAUCAGCAAUUAAAAUUCAAUAACUAAACGGAUUGUGAUACGUAUUUUUAUCUUUAAUGUAUAUAUAGAUCACUACAAAAGUAUACAUGUAGGUAUGUGCUGAUAUUUCAAUCGCUAGAUAACUUAUCCGACGAAUAACAUUGACAGAUUCUCUUUACAAAAUAUAUAAAAAAUACAGUUUUGCGACGGAUAGGAAACAUUUAACGAUAAAAAUUGAUUAAGAACCUGUUACUCAUCUUCUGAGUGCUUCUCGUCACAUGUAUAAGCCGACCAAAUUCAACAGUCAUACUCUAACCUAUGCUUGCAAAUAAAUUGUAGUUAAAUUAGUACUAUCUAGCUGUUUAAUGCGAUAACUGUCAAAUAAAAUGUACUUGAAAGUUGUGAAACAGGCCCAAACAAUCAUUAAAUAAAAGUUAUUGACAUAAGUAAAUGCCAUGAAAAAACAACCAUGUAAAAGAACAAUAACUGAUCCCUUGAUAAACAUAAUUUAUUUUAUGCGUAACUUUUGUCUAAUUGUUGUAGCUCAUGUUGUGGUUGCAUAUAAUCAGAGUUGCAAUAAUUUAUUGUUUGUAAUGCAUGUGUGAUAUAUUUGUAAAUUAUCAUUGUAAACUCAGUUUGCAAUCCUAAAUAAAUAAAUAAAUAAUUUUGGCAAAAUAAGCUUUAAACAUGCUAAUUAAUUUUGCAUUCUGUGUCGCACAUAUAAAAUACGUUGAAUAUAUACCUUCUAAAAA
Molecule: messenger RNA, 4366 nt
Organism: Manduca sexta (tobacco hornworm)
Lineage: Eukaryota; Metazoa; Arthropoda; Insecta; Lepidoptera; Sphingidae
Product: proton-coupled folate transporter
Exons: 8
Coding region: 469-2100 (543 amino acids)
Biological process (GO): transmembrane transport
Cellular component (GO): membrane
Molecular function (GO): transmembrane transporter activity
Source: RefSeq, a predicted model, not a curated record